CAGGGGCACCUGCGUGGAUGGGGCUGUACUGGGUGGCCCAGUGUGGCUCCUGGACCAUUCUCAACAGGUGGAGCCUGAAGUCCUGAUAGAAACAUGUCCACGUUCACCAUGGAUUCCAGUGACCUGAGACUGGAGGUGUGACUACCUGCGAACCAAGCAAAUUUUAGCCUUCCAGCUAUAAAUAAUGUGUUAAAGAGCUGCCUGGUUCUAAGGGGAAAGAAGACCACACCAUUUUGAAGAGAAAGUGGUUGCAGAGAACACAUGGAAUUUUAAGUUCACGUGAAUUCUGGAAGUAUGGAGAGAGAAAAUGCAACAUUCCUAGAAGGUUUCAUCCUCCUGGGACUCUUCCCUGGUUAUGGACACCCCCGCACUCUCAUGUCCAUCAUCCUUCUGGUCUACCUCAUUGCAAUCGCAGCCAACGCCAUCCUGAUCCUCCUGAUCUGGGUGGACCCUCGGCUGCACACGCCCAUGUACUUCCUCCUGAGCCAGCUGUCCUUCAUCGACCUGGCCUAUGUGUCCAGCACGGUUCCCAAGAUGGCCACCGACUUCUUCUCUGGAAGCAGAACGAUAUCACGGGUGGGCUGUGGCACACAGAUGUUCUUCUGGCUGAUGCUGGCAGAUGCAGAGUGCAUCCUCCUGACCCUCAUGGCCUACGAUCGCUAUGUGGCUGUGUGCAACCCUCUGCGGUACUCAGCUGUCGUGAGCCCCAGGGUCUGCUUGCAGAUGGCCCUGGGGUCCUGGGCGGGAGGCAUGCUCAAUGCCUUGGCACAGACGGUUUACACGAUGCACUUUCCAACCUGUGAGAACAAGAUCAAGCACUUUUUCUGCGAGAUGCCAGCUGUCCUGAUGCUGUCCUGCGAGGACACUUCCAGCUACCUCAUGGUGCUGAUGGGGAUGAGCAUCAUGUUUAUCACUGUGCCGCUGUCCCUCAUCGUGGCCUCCUACGCUCGCAUCUUCCUCGCUGUCCUGAGGAUGAGCUCCCCUGAGGGGAGGAACAAAGCCCUGGCCACGUGCUCAUCUCACCUGACCGUGGUGAGUCUCUACCUGGGGCCAGCCAUCGUGGUGUACAUGACCCCCGGCUCUGCCCACAGCCCGGAGUUGGACCAGGGCCUCUCAGUUUUCUACACCGUCCUCACCCCCAUGCUGAACCCCCUCAUCUACAGCCUGAGGAACAAGGAGGUGCUGGGGGCUCUGAGGAAGGUUCUAGGGAGCAGCUGGGCUGUCAAAUAGAAGGAAAAACCAUCACUGAUGUACAGUAUGGCCGUCCGGGAAGCUCGAGACGGUCCUGGGCAUAGCACAGGAAUCUUAGCAUCACUGGAUAUGCUCUACAACAUGCGAAACAAAAUAGAAUUUUCUCCAGAAGGCUUCUUAUGGUUCUUAUUUACAAUCGGUUUCACACUAAAGACAGAUACAUCAAUGAUGUCUACGUGGACCACAUUGUGAAAUGUGAACUUAAAUUGGCUUUAAAUUUAAAUUCAUUCAUCCACUUUUUUCAAAU
Tupaia belangeri chinensis (Chinese tree shrew) is the source of this 1498-nucleotide messenger RNA. Its product is annotated as olfactory receptor 2T27. The record is from RefSeq and is a predicted model, not a curated record. Gene Ontology annotation, molecular function: G protein-coupled receptor activity; olfactory receptor activity. Gene Ontology annotation, biological process: G protein-coupled receptor signaling pathway. Lineage: Eukaryota; Metazoa; Chordata; Mammalia; Scandentia; Tupaiidae. Gene Ontology annotation, cellular component: membrane. The transcript has 3 exons. The coding region runs from base 295 to 1230 and encodes 311 amino acids.